Cygnus atratus (black swan) is the source of this 1056-nucleotide messenger RNA. Its product is annotated as immunoglobulin epsilon heavy chain-like. Gene Ontology annotation, biological process: complement activation, classical pathway; defense response to bacterium; positive regulation of B cell activation. Gene Ontology annotation, molecular function: antigen binding; immunoglobulin receptor binding. NCBI's taxonomy places the organism in Eukaryota, Metazoa, Chordata, Aves, Anseriformes, Anatidae. Gene Ontology annotation, cellular component: external side of plasma membrane; blood microparticle; immunoglobulin complex, circulating. The record is from RefSeq and is a predicted model, not a curated record. The transcript has 8 exons.
AUGUUCCUCUGGCUGCUGGUCAUCACCUUUGCUGCAGCCCCUGAAGGUACCCUUUCCAACAUAAAAAUGGUGGCAUCUGGUCCCAAGGAGGGGAAAGUCUUCGGAUCAGUCCCACUCACCUGCACUGUAACAGGAGCACCUUUGGAUAGCCCUCUCUAUGACUGGAAUUAUGUCCGUCUGGCUCCAACAGGGGAGCUGCAAUUUCUAGCAUGGAUCUAUCCUUUUGGGAAUAACACAGGCUAUGCCCCACCUUUCCAAAGCCGAGCCACCAUCUCUGCAGAUAAAGCCAAAAAAAAGGUUUCCCUGCAGCUGCAUGCCCUUACAGCCAUAGACACAGCCACCUACUUCUGUGCCAGACAGCACACCAUAUAAUCAAUGGCUGUGGAAACAGACAAGCUUGUAUUUGGAAGUGGGAUCACUUUCUCAGUUGAACCAAACAGACAAGAAUAUUCUACACCAGAAGUCAUUGCACUUAAAUCAAAUGAACCCAAACAAUAUAGCAGCAAAUUUAACAUAGCUUGUUUGGCAAGGACAUUCUACCCUAAGAACAUCAGCCUUGAUGGGCCUGAGGGUCACAUUGUAUAUGAUCUGAAGGCACCUCUUGUCACAUCAGAGGGGAUGUACAGUACCUGGAAGGUAAUUGGAGUAACACCAGAUGCAGAGGGGACCUGCAAGGCUGUGCACAAGAGGAAUGAGACUGCAGCCAGCACAAUCCUGCCAGAAGAGAAAGCUGAAGAACUGGCGACAGUGAAUGCUUGCAACAUUACAGAUGCCUCUACAAAAGAUGUCAAAAUGGAAAAAAUGAAUAUGCUUUUCAUGGCUGUUUUGUGUUUGAGAGUCCUGCUGGCGAAAAGCAUUGCCUUCAGUACACUCAUGACUAUCAAGCUAUUCAUCUUUGAGGCUAGAUCAGAGCACCUCAGGUUACAUCAAAAAUCUUCUGCUGGCAGCUUCAAGUGGAGAAAGUCUGGAGAAAAGUCCAGACAAGUGAGGACUACAAAGGGAGAAUCCCCAAAUCCAACAAAUUUGAAAAAGGGGAAGGAAAAAAGUACUGGGUAA